AUGCCAAAGACCGAAGCGUACGGCCAACAGCAAACUGAUUGUGACAUAAGUGAAGGGAACUUUUCUACUCUUGAUGAUGACGAGAAGUCACCGAUUCCGGCCACGGCGGCCAAUCUCAUAGAGAUUAGCCAACUGCGCAGGAGAUAUUAUAGUGCACAAGUGUACGCGCAGACACAACGUGCACUCUCUAUUCCUGUCACUCUCAUACUCCGGUGGGACGACUGCUCGACACGACCAGUGAGAGUUAAGGCGCAGGACGGACGGCUUUACGUGCUUACGGGUGAAACACCGCCAACUUCCCAACUCGGGGCUGUUACUGAGACUUACUAUACAGAAAGACUCAAUAAC
Molecule: messenger RNA, 348 nt
Organism: Brenthis ino (lesser marbled fritillary)
Lineage: Eukaryota; Metazoa; Arthropoda; Insecta; Lepidoptera; Nymphalidae
Source: the annotation of a GenBank genome assembly